GACCGGCUAACCCGGAACUGUUUAACCAGGGUAUAAAUUGGAAGGUUCAUCUGUUUACCACUGAGAACGUAACAAGGUUCCGCGAUAUACGCGUAUCUUAAUCCCCAAACAUGAUCACAUUAUCGCUAAUCUGUUUUACUGGCUUUAUUACAUUGAGUUCUGGAUCGAAAUGUUGUUCUCCUCCUCAAUGGGAACGUACCGAGUACAUCACUGGAACAGAGGUCGUCAGCGGAAAGAUGUCUCCCAUCCAGGGAGAAGCGCGGACAUCAUAUGAUGAAAAUAAUGGGAAGAUAGUGAGCGAAUACACGAUCACGCGCGGCCAGAAAAAAACCACGGAACACGUUCUUAUGGACUAUCCUGGUAAGAUGAAAUAUUCAGUGUCGGGAGGUGUGUGUAAGAAAUCUACGUUGACAGGACCCUUCACUAAAGCUUGUAUUCCAGAUAAUGCCACACCACCUUUACCCAUGUACUUUGGAAUUGGUGACCACAAAAUCAAUGUUACGAAUUACGUAGUAGUCAGCCCAGGACGGAUAUCGUCUCUACUAGUCUCCGACAACUGUGUACCUUUCUCUAAUACAACAGUGAGCAAACAGGGAGAAACUCCAUUCGUCUUGUCGUUUGGAUAUAAUGGGACAACGAUUGGCAUUAAGGACUCUUCAGUCUUCAACAUUCCACCUGCAUGUCAACAAGAGAAUGCAGACAAGGUCACAGAUAGAGAAAGACCGAUGUUCAUGACUAAGUUGUUCGGUAUGCGCGAGCAGAUAAGAGACAAACCAAAACCAAGGGCGGCUCCAAAAUGCUGUAUUCCGAAACAGUUUCAGUCACCCGGAGGCAUGAUAGGCCUGGUAGAGGUGAACGGCAAAGCGAUGCAGCAAGGGACUUCCAUGACGAUUUCCUACGAUGCCAUGCUCGAGAAGGUCGCAACAACUUCUCAAACCUCUAUUGACGGAUACCCACCAACAACCGAAGUGCAGCUGAAGGACUAUAAGGCUAAAAUACAGUACACUCUGAGAAACGGAGUUUGUCAAAAGAUCCCACUAAACUCUUUCCCAGAUCCAUGCAUGCCAGAUGACGCCACCUAUAAGCCAAUGGUUCUCGGAUCUGGUGCUAACACAUUGAAAGGAGGAAUUUACAGCUACGUGUAUGAAGGUAUCAACAUGACCUUGUUCAUGACUGAGGAUUGUAUCCCCAUCUCUGAGAUGCUGAAUGGAGACGUUGGUCCAAAUGUUGAAUAUUGGUAUUCGUUGGGCUAUUCUGCCAUAUCACUUGGAAUUAAAGAUCCAUCUGUAUUUAACGUACCAGCCGCCUGCAAAGGAGCGGCUAUGGACGUCAGUCAUGAGGAACCAUUCGUAUCGAUCAGAUAGUCAGUGAGCCACACAAAAGUCAACUGAAUCCGUCUGUGCAAAGAUACAGGACACAGGAAUCAACUAAACCGUCAACGCAAAGAUCAACUCUAACCGUCAACACAAAGAUCAACUCUAAUCGUCAACACAAACAACAACUCUAAACAACGCAAAGAUCAAUUCUAAUUGUCAACACAAGGAUCAGCUCAAACAAUCAACACCAAAACGAAAUGAAAGCAUCAACACAAAGAUCAACUCUAAUCGUCAACACAAAGAUCAACUCUAACCGUCAACACAAAGAUCAACUCAAACCGUCAACACAACGAUCAACUCUAAUCGUCAACACAAAGAUCAACUCAAACCUUCAACACAAAGAUCAACUCUAACCUUCAACACAAAGAUCAACUCUAACCUUCAACACAAAGAUCAACUCUAACUGUCAAUCUAACUCUAACUCAAAAAUCAAAUAAAUAUUAAAGCCCAAAGAUAAACACAGCUUAACUCAUCAACUCAAAUAUAAACUGAUUGCCUGGUCCACAGGUCAAAGCAGUACAAGAACGGGAAAGUAUGUAUAUAAAACAUAUCGGUAUUAAUAUCAUUCAAAUGAUUUACAAAAGUGUAAUGUGUGCGCGAUUUUAAUACGUUUUCUAAUGAUGUUCUAAAUGUUAUGUUACUGAGGUUGACAGAAACCACUGGUGCGCGUAACCUCCAUUGCCGAAUAAUAUAAUAUAUACAUUUGCUGGUAUGACGCGUUGUGAAAUUCAGUGUUAAAACUUGAACUUAAAUGUAUUGAAUAAUGUAGCAACUUUACUCUCAAUUUUUAGAUUUUGACAUUUCUUUCGACCUGUCUGAGUACACGUUUCGUUUCCUGUGUAUCAACAUUUUAAAUAAUUUGGGUCACUGACAAAACAGGUAUAUGCUAGAAAUUAAUUUUUGUUCUCCCUUAAAAUAAAUUCAUUCAGUUGCCAUGACAUUACCAGAGCGUGAUAAUUGUAAAGAUGUAAAUACAUAUGCAAGUAAUUCAGUAUCGUGAUAACCCUUUAAUUUUUAUGUUAUACAUGAAUAUAUUUUGAUGUAUUUUCAAUGUUUUUUUUCCGUAAAAUAUAUAUAGAUUGGAGGAUAUAAUCGGUUACACUAAGCCUAUAGCUUAAUCAAACCUAAUUUUGUUCUGAUUAAUAUUAAGAACUGAGAAAAUACCAUAAAUUGUAUAAUGUUUGUGUUGUUGUGUUUCUUACUGAAUAAAUCAUGAGUAUUAAA
Pecten maximus is the source of this 2600-nucleotide messenger RNA. RefSeq lists its product as uncharacterized. Gene Ontology annotation, cellular component: lysosome; extracellular region. Bases 111 to 1364 code for a protein of 417 amino acids. The record is from RefSeq and is a predicted model, not a curated record. NCBI's taxonomy places the organism in Eukaryota, Metazoa, Mollusca, Bivalvia, Pectinida, Pectinidae. Gene Ontology annotation, biological process: cell-matrix adhesion. Gene Ontology annotation, molecular function: calcium ion binding. The transcript is spliced from 12 exons.